CAGCAGUGGUGUUUGCUGAACUCGUGCUGAGUCCAACAGCUUCAGAGACUACAACAAUGAGCAGGCAUGUCCGGGUAGCUCCAAGUUUACUUCUGUGAAACUGCCCGAAAUAUUCACUCGAUGUGCUCAUUGGAGGUUUCCAAAAGCACUGUGUUAAAUGGAGCUAGAGGACCAAUGGUGGCAAGGACAACUCGCUGCAGAUAUUUACCAGGCGCUGCGAUACAAAGAGCUCAAGUUGCCCUCCUACAAAGGCCAGUCCCCCCAGCUCAACUUGAGACGAUACUUUGCAGACCUCAUAGCCAUUGUCAGCAACCGCUUCAGGCUGUGUCCUGCAGCCAGACACCUGGCCGUCUACCUGCUGGACCUUUUCAUGGACCGCUAUGAUGUCACAGUGCAACAGCUUCACAUGGUCUCACUGUCGUGUCUUCUUUUGGCCAGUAAAUUUGAGGAAAGGGAGGAUCGGGUGCCUAAGCUGGAGACCCUGAACAGUCUGGGCUGCAUGAGCUCCAUGAACCUGGUUCUGACCAAGCAAGGUUUACUUCACAUGGAGCUGCUCCUGCUGGAAACCUUCCAGUGGAACCUGUAUCUCCCUACAGCUGCUCAUUUCAUAGAGUACUACCUGUCUAUUGCCGUCCAUGAGGAAGACCUCCAUGAUGGCUGGCCAAUGACUCUACUGGAGAAGACCAAAAUAUACAUGGCCAAGUAUGCGGAUUACUUCCUGGAGGUUUCCUUGCAAGAUCAUGUGUUUCUGUGUUUUGCCCCCUCGCUGGUGUCCGCUGCAUGUGUGGCCACCUCCCGCCUUGUCCUCCACCUGUCCCCUACAUGGCCACCCCGACUGCAGCGUCUUACAGGGUAUACAUGGGAGAACCUGGUCCCAUGUGCCGAGAAACUUCUCAUUGCACAUGAUAGUGACGUCAAAGAGGCCAACAAGCAGAAGUGCCAGAAACCCGGCCAGCAGCAGACGCAGGGCCAGGCGGUGUACCACAGUUCAGGCCAGACAGCCACUGUGGCCCAGUACCUGCACCGGCCCAGCGUGCAGUACCCCCAACAGGCUCCGCAGCCGGGCCUGGCUCCUAACCACAGGCCGGCCUCCUACCUCAGCCACUCUGCCGCCAGCCUGCAGGCUCCUAAUGGGCCCCAGCAUGGCAACACCCAGGCCAUCACUUCCUCGCAGGAUCCAAAGUCCAACGUUCCCAGCAGGGCUUACCAAGUCAGCAUGCACUACACCUGUGCUGCCCCUUGCUUUGACAGAUGAUGGAUUUUCAGAUUUUUUGGGGGGAGGAAGUUAAACGAGAUGUGAUCUGUUUCUCUUGAACAAAACGGAAUUCACUGAAGAAAAACGAGUGUUUUUAAUUUGAAAAGACUUGAUGAGA
Molecule: messenger RNA, 1373 nt
Organism: Plectropomus leopardus (leopard coralgrouper)
Lineage: Eukaryota; Metazoa; Chordata; Actinopteri; Perciformes; Serranidae
Gene: ccnj
Product: cyclin J
Source: RefSeq, a predicted model, not a curated record